AUGCGAGGAUUUGUACUCUGCUUCUUAGCCAUUGGAGUGACGUCAGCAGCCUCCUCCACGGGUGGUCCCGGUUACCAUGGACCAAUUGAACCAAGCCAUCAAAAAACUGCAAGCGAACUCGCAGUAUGUUCCCGCCUUGUCGUCGCCGACCCGAUCGUGCACUUCACAGAACAAGAAAAACAGCAACUCCUCAAUUUCGUGAACAAAUGCGCUAAGGGAGAAAUCAAUGUAACGAACAAGGAGCAACUACUGAGUAGCUUGCAGAAGAAACUUGGUUUCGCAGAUGCCGCUAGCUUUGCUCAGCAGUUCCCCGAAAUAUCGCACUUCUUGGUAGCGGCGCCUGCUGUACAAGAGCUCCGGAAGUUUGCGGACAAAUUACCUGACAACAGUACGGCUUACAACGUUGGUUCCUUCUAA
Messenger RNA from Cooperia oncophora, 417 nucleotides. Lineage: Eukaryota; Metazoa; Nematoda; Chromadorea; Rhabditida; Trichostrongylidae. The record is from the annotation of a GenBank genome assembly.